This is a messenger RNA of Pristis pectinata (smalltooth sawfish), 1709 nucleotides long. Its product is annotated as potassium voltage-gated channel subfamily G member 2-like. Lineage: Eukaryota; Metazoa; Chordata; Chondrichthyes; Rhinopristiformes; Pristidae. The transcript is spliced from 3 exons. Gene Ontology annotation, molecular function: voltage-gated potassium channel activity. Gene Ontology annotation, biological process: protein homooligomerization; potassium ion transmembrane transport. Gene Ontology annotation, cellular component: membrane; voltage-gated potassium channel complex. The coding region runs from base 186 to 1709 and encodes 507 amino acids. The record is from RefSeq and is a predicted model, not a curated record.
CUCCAACAUAUCUCCCUUCAGCUCGCUACAGAAGAGCGAGUGCUUCAAUAAACGCCGGACUCUGUCCACUUGGAAUCUUAACUUGGAUAAAUGACCUGAAGAAAUAUGUGCCUGAAAUGCAGCAGGUCUUUUUUCCAUGACAACGGCCAACUGACUGGUCAAUCCCUGCAGUAGAUCACAUUGCGAUGGCUCUUCUGGCUGAAGGCAGGUCUGAGCGACAGCUCAGCAACUUCACCUGCACCUUGGAAAAGGUGGAAAGCUGCACCAGGAAGGGCAUUUACUACCAAAAAGCCAAACUGCUUCAGCCUAAUGAGGAUGCAUACAGUAUUGCCCAACUCAACGACAGAACCUUUGUUAUUGUCAAUGUUGGAGGCAAUAAGUAUCAGAUUCCGUGGACUACACUGGACCAGAUCCCACUAACGCGUCUGGGCAAGCUUAAAGCGUGCAGCAAUUAUGAGGAAAUCAUGGAUAUCUGUGAUGAUUACGAUGUAAACCACAACGAAUUUUUCUUUGACCGCAAUCCUUGUGCCUUCAGAACUAUCAUGACGUUCCUGACAGCUGGGAAACUCAGGCUUAUCAGAGAAAUGUGUGCCCUCUCCUUCCAGGAGGAGCUGGUUUACUGGGGCAUCGAGGACGAGAACCUGGAGUGGUGUUGUCGCCGUAAACUCUACCAGAAAGUGGAGGAUUUUGAAGAGAUCAAGAGGGAUUUUGAAGUGCUCCUUACUGAAGAAUCACAGGGUGCCUUUGACGACACGACUCGGCUGGGUUAUUGCAUGAAGAAGCUCAGGGACAUGGUGGAAAAUCCUGAUUCAGGAAUCCCAGGAAAGAUCUUUGCCUGCCUCUCGGUUCUAUUCGUGACAAUCACUACAGUAAGUCUCUGCGUCAGCACCAUGCCUGAUCUGAGGCAAGAAGAGGAGAGGGGUGAAUGCUCCCAGAAGUGUUACAACAUGUUUGUACUGGAGACCGUCUGUGUGGCCUGGUUUUCAUUCGAGUUCCUGCUGCGGUUCAUCCAAGCGCAGAGCAAGUGUGCGUUUCUGAGAACACCUCUGAAUAUCAUCGACAUAAUGGCCAUUUUGCCUUAUUACAUCAGCCUGAUUAUUGAUGCCUUUUCAGUUGAGGAGAAGCCAAGUGGCUCUGGAAACAUGGAUUUGGAGAAAAUAGGCCUGGUCCUCCGGGUUUUGCGUGCCUUGAGGAUUUUGUACGUGAUGAGGCUGGUGCGUCAUUCUCUGGGGUUACAGACACUGGGCCUCACAAUUCAACGGUGCACGCGAGAAUUUGGGCUCCUUCUGCUCUUCCUCUGCGUGGCUAUGGCACUUUACUCACCUCUGGUAUUUUUAGCUGAGAGGGAGCUGGGUGCCAAGCAUGAAUUUGCCAGCAUUCCCAGCAGCUACUGGUGGGCAGUGAUCUCAAUGACCACCGUGGGUUACGGAGACAUGGUCCCUCGCAGUAUACCUGGGCAGGUGGUAGCUUUGAGCAGCAUCCUGAGCGGCAUUCUCCUCAUGGCCUUCCCGGUUACCUCGAUCUUUCACACCUUCUCCCGUUCCUACUUGGAACUGAAAGAUCAGCAGCAGCGCAUUUCAAACAGCAAGGCCCAGUUCAAAGGAGACAUCAAGUCCCCAAACAGUGACAGCUCUCAGGAAACUGACAUCUCCUUCCCAAUGAACUUUGGUAAAACAAGAGAGUCAAGUACACAGGGGCCAGCAGACUGA